Messenger RNA from Aethina tumida (small hive beetle), 1245 nucleotides. RefSeq names its product sepiapterin reductase. Gene Ontology annotation, molecular function: sepiapterin reductase (NADP+) activity. The transcript has a single exon. The coding region runs from base 1 to 897 and encodes 298 amino acids. Gene Ontology annotation, biological process: tetrahydrobiopterin biosynthetic process. The record is from RefSeq and is a predicted model, not a curated record. Lineage: Eukaryota; Metazoa; Arthropoda; Insecta; Coleoptera; Nitidulidae.
AUGGAGUACGAAAAAAAGUAUGACGAUUUCACGUUGGAUUGGUCUAAGCCGAUCCUGGUUUGUAUAACGGGUGCGUCGCGUGGCAUUGGUCGACAAAUCGCCGUUGAUUUUGCGUCGCGGUGCAAUCCUGCCUCGAAAUUUAUCCUGCUGGCUCGGGACGUAAAAGCCUUGGAGGAAACAAAAAGUCUUUUAGUCCAGGCCAAUUCGUCACUUCCGUCCUCCAACGUCACCGUCAUAAACAACGAUCUGGCUAACCCCGGUAUAACUCCCUUCAACGACACAUUAGAUCACGUUUUGUCCGAUAUAAAUAUGGACGAAUUCAACAGUGCUUACCUCGUUCAUAACGCAGGGACGGUGGGUAAUUUGAAAGAGGCCGUGUCUUUGGACGAUCCGCAAGAGUGGCGCAAACACUUUGACAUCAAUUUCGUCUCCGCCACCCUCCUGACCUCCGCCUUUGUUACCAAGUUGCGUCGUCGCAUCAAACGCCUUGUGUUGGUUAACAUCACAUCGCUGUGCGGCCGGUUACCGUUCAAAGACAUGGCAAUGUAUGGUACAAUGAAGGCGGCCCGCGAUCAGUACUUUAGGGUCGUGGCCCUGGAAAAUCCAACACCGAUCGUUACCGUAUUGAAUUACUCCCCCGGGCCGGUCGACACCGACAUGUACAACUCUGUGGCCGAGAAUGCCUCCAAUGCAGAAGUUAGGAAGAUGUUCACGGAUGGGAAGGCCAAUAUUUUGACGACCAAACAAACCGUCUCCAAGUUUAUCGAGAUUUUGCUGAAGGACGAUUACGAAUCCGGCACUACGAUUGAUUAUUUCGAUGCCGAGUGGGAGUUGAGAAAGACCUGUCUGGAGACGGUCAAGAAUGUUCCUCCUUUCUCCCAACAGAUAAAAGAAUAAAAUUUAUAUCAAAAUUUAAUUAUUGGUAUUUGGUUCCAUAUUAUAUCAAAACUAUUAUAAAUGUAAUUUUAAUUAAUUGUAUAUUUGGGGUUGGUAGUUUAAAAACACCUGUUAUAAUUUUACAUUUAUAUUAUUGGUAAUAUUAACUUUGCAUGUUGGUAUAGAUUAUUUUUAUAUGGAAAUAAUGUUCCAAAAAAGUUAUAUAUUUAUUAAAAAAGUAAAAUGUUAUAUAUAAUAAAUAAUCAUUAACUUUUUUGGCAACAUUAUGGACCAAAUUUUAUACUCUAAUUUUCUAUUUUUGUAAAGUUUGUUUAAAAUGUUUGACACUAUAGUAUGUCUCUAUUAUUA